CGUUUGUAGAUAUCAACAUGUAUUGAUUGGUGUUGUCUAAUUAUUCGAUUAAAUUACUACCUCAUUCAUUACUUAAUAAUCGUUAAAUUUAAAAAGACGGUUGGCGUGGCGGCCGCUGUUUACUUAUAAUUGUUAAUAAACCAGUUAAGUAAGCUAUAGCUAUGCAUUCACUAUAUAAACAGAUAUUCGCUUCGCUGGGCCCAAUCGCAGUGUCUUUUUCUAACGGAUUUGUAAUUGGUCUACAAUCAGUUAUCAUCCCAAAUAUAAGAGAGAGUUCUAUCAAACUUACUUUGCAACAGGAAUCUUGGCUGCCUGCAAUCAUGAUUCUGAUGUUGUUCCCAUCUCAAUUCAUAUCGGGAUUACUGACUAGUAAGUUUGGAAGAAAGUACGUGAUACUUGCAUCUCAGAUUCCGAGCGUGUUUGCAUUCGUGCUCCUGUAUUUGUCUCAAGAGUUUUGGCAUUUUUUCAUUGCAUUUCUUUUGUCUGGCCUCGUCGGUGGUGGCCUAGGAAUAGGUCCGAUGUUUUUAGCCGAAAUAUGUUCACCAAAGUAUAGAGGUGUAUUUAUGAAUCUAAAAAUUGGAUUUUUUGCUAUCGGCAUAGCACUGGUUCAUAUUUUAAGCAAUUUCUUUCACUGGAGAUCACUAAUAAUGUACGGUUUAAUAUCCAGCUUAUUAGGUAUUAUAUCUACAGCAUAUUGUCCUGAUAGUCCAUCUUGGUUUGCCUCAAAAGGACGAUUCGAUGAAUGUAAAAAAACAUUCCAUUGGUUCCGAGGUGAUAGCGAAAAUAAAGAAUUAAAACAACUUAUUGAAUGUCAAUCUAAAGAUUUAAAGAGGAAACAACUUAUUUCAAUGGAAAAUAAGUUAACAGUAUGCAAACAUCUCCGUGAGAGAAGUUUUUUACUGGCAGUUUCUUUGAAUUUAUCAUGUGUACUGAUAGUAGAGGCAUGUGGUAAACAACAGUUCAUGAUGUAUGUUUUUGAUAUAUUUAGUUCUAUAUUUUCAGACAAAAAUAAUUUUUACUAUUAUGCUUUCGGACUUGACUUGUGUGACAUAAUAGGUGGCUUUACAUCUUGCUUUGUUAUUCAUAAAUUUAAUCGCAGAUCAAUGUUAUUGGGUUCUGGAAUUCCAGCUAAUAUUUUACUAUAUUUUAUAUGUGCAUUAUCAUUUUGCUUUUCCCAAGAUUUUAUCAGUGAUAAAUAUUCUUGGGUAAUGAUUUGUCUUUUUGCUGUUUAUUUUUUUAUUUUAUCCUGUGGGGCUUUACCGACGUGUUUUAUUAUAAUGGGAGAAGUGUACCCUUUAGAAUAUAGAGGGGUAGGUGUUUCUAUAUCUAGUAUUAUUUUUGUCGGGACCAUGUUUAUAGUGACUAAAAUAUCGCCGUUUAUGCUUAAAUAUUGUGGAGUUUCGGGGACGUUCCUUAUAAAUGCGGUGAUUUCUUCACUGGUGUUAAUUCAUAUUUAUUAUUAUUUACCUGAAACUAAUCGAAAAACAUUGCAGGAUAUAGAAAAUGAAUUAAAAAAUAAUAAUAAUGAGAUUAAUGAGGAUGUUGAAGAAAAUAUUAUGUUAGGUAAUACUUUUGUUUCCUCUUAAACUUUAAAACUCUGUAUGUAAACAUUCAUCCAUAAAAAAAUAUAUAAUCAUAUAGUACAUAGUUACGUAGGUAGGUAGCUACUUGCUAGUGUUUUUAUAAGUUACAGAUCAUCAGUCAGCCAAAAGUUGUGAUGACUACGAUAUGUCCGCCUUUGUACACCAAAUGAGUUCUUCUGUAGCCACUUUUUAUAACAACCAUGUUUUAUAUUAUAAUUAUAAAAGACCUAUUA
This is a messenger RNA of Plutella xylostella (diamondback moth), 1816 nucleotides long. Its product is annotated as facilitated trehalose transporter Tret1. The record is from RefSeq and is a predicted model, not a curated record. NCBI's taxonomy places the organism in Eukaryota, Metazoa, Arthropoda, Insecta, Lepidoptera, Plutellidae. Gene Ontology annotation, biological process: transmembrane transport. Gene Ontology annotation, cellular component: membrane. Gene Ontology annotation, molecular function: transmembrane transporter activity.